ACCGAAUAAUGCCGGCCAAAUUUCCAACUUUGCUAGGUACGUCUCUCAGUAUCAACGACAUAUAACCCAAUGAUCAUCUGACAUUGAUCGGAGCUCGCCCCUUGUGCUUGUUCUGUUGAUCAGAGAACGAUUAAAUUCACCGGCUUAGCUAUGGCUAUGAGAUUCAGCAGCAAAGAAAGCAGAAGGCCUCCACCACUAACCAUGCAGCAGCAAAAUAAGAAACCUGCUGCAGAGAUCCGCCGUAAACAGCAACCGCAACAAGUGGCGGACCUCACUGACUUCAUGAACGAUAUGUUCUUUGGCACCGUCAGCUCUGAGACCAAAUCUUAUAACUUGACCGGAGGCCUAGACGACUACAAGGAAGACAGUCCUAAUACCAGCACCCCCACUACUCCGACUAGUUCUACCAGUACUCCUACUAGUGCUACUACUACGACAACUAGUAAUAGCAAAAUGACUCAAGAAUGGCUAGAAGAGGCUAGGCGCAUUGUUGCGUCUUCCCCUUCCCGCAGUAACUCACCUUCUCGGUUAGCUACAGGCUCACCGAGGUUCGCAGCAUCCCCGGGCCAGGCUGCUAGAUUAUCCCUCUCUUCGGCACUUGAUCGCAGAGACCCGCUCUCUAGGUCUGCUAGAAGGCAUAGAAACGCAGAGAGCUUGAGCGGAGAGAUACUAUCGAAGACCACAGCGAAGCACAGCCGGAACAAGUCGGAAGUAGCACAAGAUACACCAACUUCGCCUGCUUCGCCACAAGAUACUUCCCCUGCUGCAGCGGUACACAAAUGGUUUUCCAAUAUCCUCAAGCCCUCUAAUCAGGCUCAAGUACCCAGCCAGCCACAGCCAAAUUCCGAUCCUAUCCCUCAAGUUGUUCCUCCGCGCCAACCAGGGCCGCGUAGGUCGCGGUUCCAAAACGAUCCUUCCUCACCUCGCCCGCAUGGGAUCCCUGUCCCUUCCCGCCGGACCUUCCAAAGCCCGUCAGCAACACCUGACAAUAAUAAGCUGCUCUCUCCACCCAAAAACCUUGUUCCUUCGGCCCACCGGAGGUCCAUAUCGUCGUCUACUUGUUCUAUCGAGAAGGCAGCGGUAAAGUCUGAUCCAGUGGGUUGGCCUAAGGAUGCAGCUCAAGCACAAGAUCAAGGAGGAGGCAUUGAUGAUCUCAAUGGGUUUCUCAAAGAGCAGAGGACUAAAAUUCAGAAAGUUUUGGAUGGUCAAGUUAAUUCCAAGGCUAGAAUCGUACUUUCCGAUCCCUCAAAUAGUACAAGUACAAUGGUGGCAGCAAUAUGUUAUGCAUGGCUAUUGGAGAACAGAGCGAGGAAGGAAAAUAACAAUAGUAAAGCAGGGAAUGUUAACGAUGAUGAGGUGCAGUAUGUUGUGGUUCCUGUGAUGAAUGUGAAGAGAGGGAGGAUGUGGAAGCAAAGAGAGGCUGCUUGGCUAUUUUUCCAUGUUGGCCUUGAUGUCACUUCUUUGCUCUUUUCUGAUGAAGUGGAUUUAGAGAGUCUAAUGAUGACUGGGAAGUUGAACAUCCUUGUAACAGGGCAAGAUGUCCUGAGAAAUAACGGCGAGGUUGGAUCUCAGUGCACCAUUCUUACAGAUAAUUACUGUGAAGACGCCUAUGAUCUACUUGAUACCCCUUUGCUCAAGAAACUCCUGCUUGCAGGUAUAUUAUUAGACACUCAAAAUUUGAAAGCAUCAGGUCAACUGCCUAUGACAAGAGACGCAGAGGCAGUUCAGUUGCUAUUAGUUGGCUUGCCAUCCAAUUACCGGAAUGCACUCUUCGAUCAAUUGACACAAUAUCAGGGAGACAGUUCCUUUCUUGAGGCUUUGAGGCAAAAUUAUGGGAAGUCUCCUAAUGAAAGCAGCAGUGAUGGUACAGAACAUGUGAAGCAGAAGGUUUCAGAGAGGAAAUCAGCCUCAAAUUCUCGUCAUGAAACGAAUUUCAUCCAAAACUCAGACAAGAAUGCUAAUGAUGCUGCAAGAAAUGGGAAAAGGGGUUCAUCAAAAUCUGCUAAAUCACCAGUCAAAGCGACUUCAGCUCCACCACAAGCGGCAGCUAGUCCCAACCGCGGAAAGAAUCAGUUCUUCCUUGCAAAAUGGUUUGGUUUUGGAAACAAAUGACACAUUACUAUAUUUUGGUAUCUUUUAAUUGUAAACUUUCAUCUAGCUAGAAGAACCAGCAUUGAUUACAUUAGGAGAAAAAAAGAAAAUUCUUGGAUAUAUAUCUGCUGAUUCCAUCAAGGGAGUAUUUAGCUCCUGCCAAAAGCUAAAUCCUAAAUUGCUUUUAGUUUCUUGGAAGAGGAAGAUUUGAAACACUUCAUAGAGAGAAUGUAAAACUGUCCUUGUGGCAAUGUGGCUAGCCUAUUUUAUUAUUGUUUUUUGUCAAAUACAAUAAGGGUUGGAGUUGCUAUUGGACUUGAUAUAGUAUUGGUAACAUCAGCUCAUGCUGUAUUACAACUGUGGUUUUUUUUAUCUCAUUGUUGUUCUUGUCAUAUGCACCUUGAUUUUUUUGUUUUCUUCAAAUUUAAAAAUGAUUUGCCUGUCCCUCUGUAGAAGAACAACUAUUAACUGUAUCUGUUUUAAAAUUCUCCAGGCCAGUAAAUGUUGAAAGUAGUUACUGCAUUCUUGACUCA
Messenger RNA from Rosa rugosa (rugosa rose), 2624 nucleotides. RefSeq lists its product as uncharacterized. The transcript has 8 exons. The record is from RefSeq and is a predicted model, not a curated record. Lineage: Eukaryota; Viridiplantae; Streptophyta; Magnoliopsida; Rosales; Rosaceae. Gene Ontology annotation, cellular component: cytoplasm. The coding region runs from base 151 to 2112 and encodes 653 amino acids. Gene Ontology annotation, molecular function: exopolyphosphatase activity.